AUGCCGCGCGGUGGGAAACGAAGCGGUGGUGCGCGAGCGCCACCACGUAAUGUCGCUCGCCUACGAUCAAGCCACGGUAUCGACCAAUCUGCCCCCAAUCCUGUACUCGGUAUAGGUCCUGCUGGUUUCACUUUACAAGAUGAGGCCCGCAGCACCGCCCAUCGGUCGUCACCGUGGACCAGUGAUUCGAGGCUACGACAUCGGCCCGUUACCUUCGUGAACAUUGGGGCGUCAGAACCGCUCAAACAACUAGAAGAUAUUUUGCAGCAGGAGAAGCAUGCCGGCCAACAUGAAGAGCCUCAUGAGCCAAUUUCUACGCCUCAUGAGGUCCAGAACGACGAUGACGCACUACUCGACGAGCCUGACGAGUCUGCUUCUACGUCCAAUGAAGCAUGCAUACCCGAUGAGACGCUAGCCACUCUUGCCGGUGACUCGGCAGGAUCUCCUGAUCAAGACCAGCCCAUGGAUGCAACAACCGUUACAGCCGACAAAGACAAUAACACCAGCCUCGAUAAUCAACUAGAUACAGAGAUGGUUGAAUCGCUACCAUUCUUCCUUGACAUCACAGGAGACAAGCACCUGCUUGAGAAGGUCCCGAUUCAACCCGUCGAACGUUCACCUUCACCUAUUCCGUCUGAUUCGAGCGAGGAGGUUAUUCUCUUCAGAGGCCGCAACAAGGCCGCUGGAGAUAAACAGACACAGAAAAAGAAACAGAAACAGAAGCAGAAGACGAAGCAAAGGCCGUUCAACCUCGGCGGAAUUCAAACAGAAAUCAAAGUAGUAGAGAAGACGGUCAAACCUAGGGAGAAGGACAAUGCUGGGGGGUCAGGGAAAGGCCGGAUCAACUUGCCGCGGAGGUCUCAUCAAGACAUGAAGAUACAGAAACGCCAGGAGGAGGACGACUUGAUUGCUGACUAUAUCGCCAAUAUGCGUGAAUAUGGCGAUGACGAAGGUUUAAUGCCUGCGCAAGCCUAUUCCCGUCGAGAUAUUGGGGGUUCCCUUAGCGAGUCCGAAAGCGUUGAGGAGUCGUUCCGGACAAUCACCGCUCUCGAUGAAGCCAGACUCAUAUCGGCUGACGACAAAGUACUGAACGAGACGGCGGCUGAAGCAGAUAUGACCCAGGCGAGCGAUGCAGAUCCGCCCCAGAAGGCCCGUAAGCACUUUAACCAGGGCAGGACAACACGAAUCGACGAUGCGCUUUUGGCAGUUCUGGAGACGGACGCCUCAUACCUGGGCUCCCUCGAGCAAUCUCAUGCUGAAGACCCAUCCCCGCCAUCGGAGACAAGCGACCAGGAGGAUAUAGCGGAUGACUUGUUUGCUUCAGCAGCAGACCGGUUCGCAAACGAGGUUGACGACUUCGACUUUAUGGAGUGGAACCGUCCAGCGCUGAAGCGAAAGGGCAAGGGGGCUAAAGGUAAGGUCCCCGUGUUUGACAUAUCGGAUUCCGAGCUUGAGGGCAAGAUGCAGGCGGCGUGGAAGAACGACCGCUUGAAGAAAGCGGAGAGGAAGAAGGAGCGACAGGCUUUACGCACUCAAGGUCUGUUGGGUAAACACGCCAACCCCGAGGACUUGCGAAUCAAAUAUCCACAUGGUAUGGGACUGGAACACAUUGCCGACGAGUUGAGGGCGUUUCUCUUGGGCACACAACCUAGAACCGCCAAAUUCGCCGAUGAGACAUUCGAUAUGGCCAUUGCCAGGGUUGGGCGCAAGUACUUUCCCCGCAACGACACAGCGGUACGAGCUGCUGUGCAGCGGCAAUCGGCGCGUCGUGGCGGAGGCGGGCAUGCGGGUGUCCUUUAUCGAGAUGGCGAGGUGGUCGGAGGGUCUGCGCCGGAACUGGGCCAAGAAAACAAGGGUCGUGCGAUGCUCGAAAAGAUGGGCUGGAGCAGCGGUACUGCUCUCGGCGCGCUCAACAACAAGGGCAUUUUGCAGCCUGUUGCGCACGUCGUCAAGCGUAGCAAGGCUGGCCUCGGAUAA
Colletotrichum spaethianum is the source of this 1977-nucleotide messenger RNA. Its product is annotated as protein SQS1. The transcript is spliced from 3 exons. The record is from RefSeq and is a predicted model, not a curated record. Lineage: Eukaryota; Fungi; Ascomycota; Sordariomycetes; Glomerellales; Glomerellaceae. Gene Ontology annotation, molecular function: nucleic acid binding. The coding region runs from base 1 to 1977 and encodes 658 amino acids.